Molecule: messenger RNA, 468 nt
Organism: Fonsecaea nubica
Lineage: Eukaryota; Fungi; Ascomycota; Eurotiomycetes; Chaetothyriales; Herpotrichiellaceae
Exons: 3
Coding region: 1-468 (155 amino acids)
Source: RefSeq, a predicted model, not a curated record
AUGGGUUUUGCAUCUGACUGUGGCCAGGAGAUCGACUAUAACCUCGCUGAAGACGACUCACAAUUGGCUAUUUGCGGUUCCAAGCUGCGCAUCCGACAAGACGACACUCUCCCUCUCGGCCUGACCUCCAUCACCAUCGGCACCGCGACCACCGCGACCGGAACCACCGUUCCCUUCACUGUCCCGUACUCGCUCUCGCGCGAUCCUGCAGGCUCGCUCAGAGGCAGCGGCACCACGGUCUUCGACCAACCCCUCAAGAGCGCCACCCUGAUUUCCAGCGACGUCCACGAUUCGUCUCUUGCGGCGUUCUCCUCGGCCGAAUGCGCUUUCUACACCGGCGGUGUGAAUCUCAGCGAAGGGGCGUCCGCGUGUAUUGGUGAUGUCGUGGCAUUGGCACCGACUCACGACGACGGCUCGAAGGUGACGUUCAACGAGGUGGUGGUUUGUAUGAUUUGCAGCUACUCUUGA